AUGGUGCGCAGCUUUCCUUCACAGUACCGUGAAGCUCGCAACAGAGACCCCGACCGAGGUGCAGUCCCUGACUGCUUCGCCGACAAAAGCUUGGCCGGCAUCCACAUCAAGAGCCUCCUGCCCCAAAACGGAGAGGAUCCGGAGAAGGAGAACACUCUCAUCGAGUGCUACAACUGUGCGCCCACUUCGUUCAAUCUUGGCAUGAUGCGUAGCUCGACUAACACUAAAUACUGCGCUUCCAGUCCGAACGAGGACAUCGUCAUGAAGCUCAGCCAAACCGAAGGUGGGGCCAAGAAGAAUAAGCUUGACAUCCGAUCCAACAAGUACAGCAAAGACGAAAUCAAACGCGCAGUCCAGCUGUCGCAAACGCUCAAGCCCUUGCCAGCAACCGAGCGUUACCUCCAGAUGAAGAUCCUCUACUACGACAAGGUCACCCCGGUCGAGUACGAGCCGAAGUACUUCAAGCAAGCGACUUGGGAAGAACCCUUCGUCUUCGAUUCGUCGCCAGUCAAGAUCAAGGUGGGCGAGAUUGCUACGCCCUAUCACACCCUUUCGAUGAGGCUGAGAACGAACAAGCCUCACCACAACACGCACCAGACCGUCGAUCUGUUCGAAGAUGACGGGGAAGGUGAGCGCACCAUGCCGGCGGAGAAAACUGGCGCAAAGUACAACGUCGAAAUGAGCUCCUCGGAUGAAGAGGAAGAAGACUCCUCCGAUCCUGAUUGCGAGGAGGAAGAGAAGCCUGAUGAGGAUGAGCAGUAUGCGGCCGUCAAAGCGGCAGUCGAGGCUGCCGGUGUUUGCAAACUGUCCUUCAUCAAGACCCAGUUCCCGAAACUGGCCGACCAAGCGAUCAACCGCUUCUUGGUUCGGAUGGUCCAGGACAAGGUUCUCCAACUGCAGGACGGGGAGUACAAGAUCUUUGCCCAGCCCCCGCCCGCCCGCUCUCCAGUGCUCGUUGGUUCACCCGCUCCGUCAAGCUCGCCUACGCCGCGUUCUCCCUCGCCUUCCUCCACGGCUAUUCCAGAGGAGAUCUACAAAGCAGCCCUCAAGGCGCUGUCCAGCGAGGAUUUCAUGACCGCUCAGAAGUUGCGCUCGCUGGACAUCCUGCGCAGACUGCAGGACGAGGGGUUCAUCAGCCGCACGAUCAGUGGCAAUAAGGGGCGCAGGGUGGUGCGGCACCAGGCCACCGACUCUGCUGGCGAGAAGCCUGCCGGACCUGCGAGCCCGCGAGUCAAGAGACGCGAGCAACCGGCGGCAAAGAGGAAGCACUCCCUGCUCUCGCGCAGGCUCAAGAACCUGGAGCUGGCGCACUCGCAGGACAGCGAAGCCGACACGGUCAAGUGCAGCCGCACCGCCGAGCCCCUCGUCCAAAAGCGCCGGAAGCUUGCCAAGGAGGAGUAA
This is a messenger RNA of Acanthamoeba castellanii str. Neff, 1401 nucleotides long. RefSeq lists its product as uncharacterized. Lineage: Eukaryota; Discosea; Longamoebia; Acanthamoebidae. The record is from RefSeq and is a predicted model, not a curated record. The transcript has 15 exons. Bases 1 to 1401 code for a protein of 466 amino acids.